UCUUGCUGCAUCACAACCGCCGCUAGUAGCUCCCUGGCUAUUUGCACUGACCGGGGGACAAUAUAAUCGCAUAGCUAAUUAGCAUAAUAAUAACUCUAAAGAUAACACUAGCUAACAUCACCACAACAGGAGUAAUCUACGGAAACGAUUUACAUUGAGCUAUCCCCUUGGAACCACUGGGACAUGGCCAGGCAAGAUCAGGUCCUGCUCUUGGAGCCACAGCACGAACUGAAAUUCCGAGGUCCCUUCUCGGAUGUGGUCAACACCACCCUAAAGCUCGCCAACCCCACAGACAGGAAUGUGUGCUUCAAAGUCAAGACGACGGCCCCGCGCCGUUACUGCGUCCGGCCGAACAGUGGCGUCCUCGACGCCGGCACCUCAAUCAACGUCUCAGUGAUGCUGCAGCCUUUCGACUACGACCCCAACGAGAAAAGCAAACACAAGUUCAUGGUGCAGUCCAUGCUGGCUCCCCCCGAAAUGACAGACAUGGAGGGAGUGUGGAAGGAGGCAAAGCCAGAGGAGCUGAUGGACUCCAAACUGAGGUGUGUCUUUGAGCUGCCGGCGGAGAACGAGAAAACGCACCAGGACCCGGAUGCCAACAAGAUGAUGUCGUCCAACCUGCUCAAGUCAGAGUCCUCCACACUGUCCAUGAAGUCCAUGAGCUCCACCCUGGACGACGGCGAGGUCAAGAAGGUCAUGGAGGAGUGUAAGAGGUUGCAGACGGAGGCACAGCGGCUACGGGAAGAGAACAAGCAGAUCAGGGAAGACGAUGGCCUGCGGAUGAGGAAGAGCAACGUGUUGUCCUCCUCCCAGCACUCCUCCCACUCCAUGGUGAAGGAGGAGGGGCUGAGCCUGCGCACGGUGGCCCUCAUCGUGCUCUUCUUCGUGGUCGGAGUCAUCAUCGGCAAGUUGGUCUUGUAAGAGCAAGCGGCGAGCGAGAGACGGCCAACCGCAUGCUUUCAGGGGAUUGAAACAAACGGAUUUGGGAUUUUUUUUAAAUUCAGAAAUGCCAUAUCAAUGGGGUAGUUUUGAAUCGUUCAUUUAUGUACAAAUAAAAAAAUAUACAAAUCAAAAAUUCAUGUUAUGAACAAACCAACGAGAGAAAAAACAACAACAACUUGUUUCAAGAUCUCUUUAAUCAUAACAUAAUCAUUCUGGCCUACGCCACAGAUACAGUAGGAGCAGUAGGAGGGGGUAAAAUGCAGAUCAUUGAUAGUCAUUGAAGCAAAGGAUUUUCUAAACACCGUGGGGGGGGGGGGGGGGGGCUUGCGAUUGAGUCAGUUUGCGUUGUGUGAAUGAAUGUUUUCACGGAUUGUAAUUUCUUUUCGCAAGUGGCCAGAGGCCGUGGGCAUACUCUGUGUAAAGAAUCCAUAGUAACCCUGGAGUAAAGUAAUGCCAGGUGGGCAGCACUCUGUGUAAAGAAUCCAUAGUAACCCUGGGGUAAAGUAAUGCCAGGUGGGCAGCACUCUGUGUAAAGAAUCCAUAGUAACCCUGGAGUAAAGUCAUGCCAGGUGGGCAGCACUCUUUUUAUCUCACCUCCUUUACAACAUAAUUGACAGAGAGGCUUCAGGAAGUAGAUGGGGUUAUGCACAGGGCUACUGUCAACCAAACUGACUCUUCCAAUCAGAGGCCUUGUAUAGACCGUCUCCUCUGUGAUUGGGGAACAUCCUUAAUCGACCCCCCUCCGUCUCCCCAUUCUAUGUUUUUGCAAGCUAGAAUAUUUUCCCCCCUCACCUUUUGAUCAUAAAUACCUAAGUUGGCAGUAUAUUCUUGAUUGCAUGCAUCCACUAAAGAGCAUUGCAUUUUUUGGGACAUUUUAAAUUAACUUUAAUUGCUUUCAUCAUUGUCAUGUUUCUUUUCAGCCUUAGGUUUUCUCAACUCAAUCUUCAGAUUUUUUUUCCCCCUUUCAUUUUAUUUUAUUUUUUCAUUUUUGUGAUUAAGUUUUUUUGGUUUUUAGGGUUUGAGGUAUUAUUAAAAAAUGUAUGCAGCUAAAUGAACUCCGGAUGGGUUGGGACUGAGUCACUGAAUAAACUACUUACCUUGUGACUGUUAUUAGCAAGUUACUCUGGAAGGAAAGAAGGGAGAGAGGGAAUGAGGGAAGGUACAUGUAGAAAUGAGUUUUGCUGAGGUUUACCUCAACAAUAAUACUGCUGUCGGUAUUGUCUGUUUUCUUUUUUCUUCUCCAAGCCGUACAUUUGUUGAUCUGUCAGGCAGAACUGUCAUUUAAAUGGUUUAUGCUGUCCGUUCACUAUGCUGUGACUGUCCACGUAACUCUUAAAGAACCUUUCUCCAACUGUAUGGUCAUGGUCAUUGGCUUCAUUCACCCCACUACGGUCAGCAUCGAUAGGUUUGGAUCUUUGUCUGUUUGUUUCACCGUUAUAGCCAUCACUGCCCUCAUGUUCAUUUUAAUGCACUAUAUUCUCAAUAAUGUUUUUUCCCAGUAUCUAUCAAUGUAACUGUUUUGUUAGUUGACGUGUCUCUGCAUUUAACUCACAAGAAAACUAAAACAUACUAAACUAUAUCCUGAAGGG
Molecule: messenger RNA, 2531 nt
Organism: Salvelinus namaycush (lake trout)
Lineage: Eukaryota; Metazoa; Chordata; Actinopteri; Salmoniformes; Salmonidae
Product: vesicle-associated membrane protein-associated protein B-like
Exons: 6
Coding region: 184-921 (245 amino acids)
Biological process (GO): endoplasmic reticulum membrane organization
Cellular component (GO): endoplasmic reticulum membrane; plasma membrane
Molecular function (GO): FFAT motif binding
Source: RefSeq, a predicted model, not a curated record